Molecule: messenger RNA, 3273 nt
Organism: Perognathus longimembris pacificus (Pacific pocket mouse)
Lineage: Eukaryota; Metazoa; Chordata; Mammalia; Rodentia; Heteromyidae
Product: mucin-4-like
Exons: 5
Coding region: 1-3273 (1090 amino acids)
Source: RefSeq, a predicted model, not a curated record
AUGGAACGCUCCCCCAAACCCAAAGCUGGGGGCACAGAGCCCAGCAUGGGGUGUGCGGCUCUCUGGGGCCGGGGUGACCAAAGCUGCGGAGCUCCAGGGCCAGCGCCGGCUGGAGCCCGGCACGCGGAGCCCCGCGUCGGGCUGGCGAAGCCGGAGCAGCAGACUCCCGGCCCCUCGAGCCUUACCCGAGGACCGGCCCCCGUCGGCCCCCCUCGCCCCGUCCUCCUGCGCCUGGCCGGGGGUCCCCGCAGGGGCUCUGCCGCUGGGGAUGGGCUUUGCCGCGGGGAGCAGAGCCGCCGCCUCCGCCUCUGCGCCCCGAGGCUGGACCGCAGCGACCGCGCGGCGGGAGCCCGAGCGGGGCCUCGGGCCCCCUCGGUCCACGCGGCCAGGGGCGCCUCCCGGACAGAGCUCCGGAUCCCUGAUUCUGCGUGGGGCUCCACGGUGCCUCACAGGGUGAUUCUGUACUGGAGUGGCCCCGCUGCCCUGGCCUCCUGUCGUGGAUUCCACGUGGGCCCCAGUGCCGUGGCCUCCAGUCGUGGAUUCCACGUGGGCCCCACUGCCGUGGCCUCCUGUCGUGGAUUCCACGUGGACCCCCAGUGCCGUGGCCUCCAGUCGUGGAUUCCACGUGGGCCUGCUGCUCCAGCCUCCUGUCGUGGAUUCCAUGUGGGCCCCACUGCCGUGGCCUCCUGUCGUGGAUUCUACGUGGGCCCCGACACGCCUCAGCCACGCCCUCCCACGCUGCAGACACGGCUUGUACCACGCUCUCCACGCUGCAGACACGGCCUCCGCCACGCCCUCACACGCUGCAGACACGGCCUGUACCACGCCCUCACACGCUUCAGACACAGCCUGUACCACGCUCUCCAUGCUGCAGACACGGCCUGUACCACGCCCUCCCACGCUGCAGACACGGCUUGUACCACGCCCUCCCACGCUGCAGACACGGCCUGUACCACGCCCUCCCACGCUGCAGACACGGCCUGUACCACGCUCUCCAUGCUGCAGACACGGCCUGUACCACGCCCUCCCACGCUGCAGACACGGCUUGUACCACGCUCUCCACGCUGCAGACACGGCCUCCGCCACGCCCUCACACGCUGCAGACACGGCCUGUACCACGCCCUCCCACGCUGCAGACACGGCCUGUACCACGCUCUCCACGCUGCAGACACGGCCUCCGCCACGCCCUCCCACGCUGCAGACACGGCCUGUACCACGCCCUCCAACCUGCAGACACGGCCUCAGCCACGCUCUCCACGCUGCAGACACGGCCUCAGCCACGCUCUCCACGCUGCAGACACGGCCUGUACCACGCCCUCCCACGCUGCAGACACGGCCUCCGCCACGCCCUCCCACGCUGCAGACACGGCCUCCACCACGCUGCAGACACGGCCUCCGCCACGCCCUCCAACCUGCAGACACGGCCUCAGCCACGCUCUCCACGCUGCAGACACGGCCUGUACCACGCCCUCCCACGCUGCAGACACGGCCUGUACCACGCCCUCCCACGCUGCAGACACGGCCUCCACCACGCCCUCCCACGCUGCAGACACGGCCUCCACCACGCCCUCCCACGCUGCAGACACGGCCUCAGCCACGCCCUCCCACGCUGCAGACACGGCCUCAGCCACGCCCUCCCACGCUGCAGACACGGCCUCAGCCACACCCUCCCACGCUGCAGACACGGCCUGUACCACGCCCUCCCACGCUGCAGACACGGCCUCCACCACGCCCUCCCACGCUGCAGACACGGCCUCCACCACGCCCUCCCACGCUGCAGACACGGCCUCAGCCACGCCCUCCCACGCUGCAGACACGGCCUCAGCCACGCCCUCCCACGCUGCAGACACGGCCUCAGCCACACCCUCCCACGCUGCAGACACGGCCUCCACCACGCUGCAGACACGGCCUCAGCCACGCCCUCCCACGCUGCAGACACGGCCUCCACCACGCUGCAGACACGGCCUCAGCCACGCCCUCCACGCUGCAGACACGGCCUGUACCACGCCCUCCACGCUGCAGACACGGCCUCAGCCACGCCCUCCCACGCUGCAGACACGGCCUCAGCCACACCCUCCCACGCUGCAGACACGGCCUCUGCCACGCCCUCCCACGCUGCAGACACGGCCUCUGCCACGCCCUCCCACGCUGCAGACACGGCCUCUGCCACGCCCUCCCACGCUGCAGACACGGCCUCCGCCAUGUCCUCCCACGCUGCAGACACGGCCUGGACCACGCCCUCCACGCUGCAGACACGGCCUCCGCCACGCCCUCCCACGCUGCAGACACGGCCUGUACCACGCCCUCCCACGCUGCAGACACGGCCUCCACCACGCCCUCCCACGCUGCAGACACGGCCUCAGCCACGCCCUCCACGCUGCAGACACGGCCUCAGCCACACCCUCCCACGCUGCAGACACGGCCUCUGCCACGCCCUCCCACGCUGCAGACACAGCCUCAGCCACACCCUCCACGCUGCAGACACGGCCUCAGCCACGCUGCAGACACGGCCUCAGCCACGCCCUCCACGCUGCAGACACGGCCUGUACCACGCCCUCCCACGCUGCAGACACGGCCUGUACCACGCCCUUCCACGCUGCAGACACGGCCUGUACCACGCCCUCCCACGCUGCAGACACGGCCUCAGCCACGCUCUCCACGCUGCAGACACGGCCUGUACCACGCCCUCCACGCUGCAGACACGGCCUCAGCCACGCCCUCCACGCUGCAGACACGGCCUGUACCACGCCCUCCCACGCUGCAGACACGGCCUCAGCCACGCUCUCCACGCUGCAGACACGGCCUGUACCACGCCCUCCCACGCUGCAGACACGGCCUGUACCACGCUCUCCACGCUGCAGACACGGCCUCAGCCACGCUCUCCACGCUGCAGACACGGCCUCAGCCACGCUCUCCACGAUGCAGACACGGCCUGUACCACGCCCUCCACGCUGCAGACACGGCCUGUACCACGCCCUCCACGCUGCAGACACGGCCUGUACCACGCCCUCCACGCUGCAGACACGGCCUCCACCACGCUCUCCCACGGCUGCAGACACGGCCUCCACCACGCCCUCCCACAGCUGCAGGCACCGCCUCAGCCUCCCUGGCCACUUCCGGCCUCCCUGCCUGGCCUCCCCACGAGCUCUUGCCAUCAGGGGAGCGGGAGGGGUCCCCUCUGCAGCGCUCGGCAGCCUGCAGUGCAGCAGACCCCGAAGGAUGCCCGUUCCCACGCCCAGGGGCGGGGCAGGGCCAGGCCCACGGAGGCGCUGA